This is a messenger RNA of Ochotona curzoniae (black-lipped pika), 1257 nucleotides long. RefSeq names its product protein FAM169B-like. The transcript is spliced from 10 exons. NCBI's taxonomy places the organism in Eukaryota, Metazoa, Chordata, Mammalia, Lagomorpha, Ochotonidae. The record is from RefSeq and is a predicted model, not a curated record. The coding region runs from base 1 to 1257 and encodes 418 amino acids. Gene Ontology annotation, molecular function: acyltransferase activity, transferring groups other than amino-acyl groups.
AUGGAGGUGCAGGCCGUCGGCGGAGCGGCAGGUGGAUACCCAGUGGACAUCUUGGAAGAUGACCCUGAGGGCCAUCGGGAAGCAGCCCUGGCAUGCUACGCCUCGCUCAGGGACAGUGCUGAAGUGCCCCCUGCAGUAUUGUGCCUUCCCACUGGGGAGCAGGUGAAGGUUGAGGCUGCAUCCAUUUGCCUUCGCACUGUGUACCGUGAUGACCCGCAACAGAAACUUCUGGUCUUGGUUAGUCCUCGGGACACAAAGACAGUUGUGGCCAUCUACCUGAAGGACUCCUGGUGGUGCACGGAAGAUGUCCUGCGAACCUCUGAUCCAGCCAGGGAAGGUCUCAUGGAGGUUCAGGCACUCGGGGAGAGGCUCGUGCUCUUCGUUCUCAACGUUGUCAUUUUUGGAGGACUGGAGCGCAAGCUGGAUGAUGCCAUGUUUUUCCUGCCUCACUCUGCAAAGGAGCGAGCGAAGAUUCUGUGGAGAGACGGAGCAGCUGUUGGGUUUUAUACAAUCAAAAGGACAGGCAGCCUGUGUGGCGAUGGCACCGGCACGUGCUACCUGCUGCCGGUCUUGGACACCCUGUUCGUCAGGACGAAACACCGGCGCCAGGGCCUUGGGACAGCCAUGCUGCGGGACUUCUGCGAGACGUUCCCAGAAGAGCAGGCGCUGGGCAUCAGCUGCCCCAUUUCUCCUGCCAUGUACCAAGUCUGCAGGCAGUUCCUGUUGGCCCGUCCUGAGGAGAGAGGCCGCCUGUGGGAGGUGGAGGCGCCAGGGGCCUGGGGCCAGCGCAGCAACAUCUGGCUCAAAGUUCAACUUCAGCAGGCAAGACUUCCAGUCUGGACCCCAGGCGGGCUGUACCUCGCCCAGGAGCGCUUCUGCAGCCGGCCUCAUCCUGAGAGGACCCACGGAGAGCCGGAUGACGCAAGGAAGGAGCGACAUGGCGGAGAGAUGGAGGAGGCUGAGAGAAUCGCGGGGGAGACCCUGCGCGGCCCAGCUGGAGGAGGUGGCGGCCACCGGGAGGAUGGUGGAACCAUGCUGCCGGAGGCCCACACAGCCCACUCCAGCUUUGAGAUUGAAGAGCUGGCCCAGGGCUUUUGGGUCGGGAAGUGCCCGGCUGCCAACCUGGAGGCCUUUGCUUUGCACCGAGAAAGCCCAGUCCUGUGGAUCCCCAUGAGGGCAGGGCAGGAACAGGGGCAUGCUGUCCACCGCCAUUAUUGCGGGCCUGUCCUCUUUGUGCUGGAUCCACAGAUCCAGUGA